CUUAAACAGUAACUCUUCUUUGUGAAACCUUGAAAGUCAUUCGAAAGCCAUUCCAUAAUCAACACAUCAUCCAGAAUGAAGACCUUCCACCUCUUGUUCGCAAUUCUUCUCGCUUCUACGCAGGCAAUCGCGGCAGACCCACCCACGAACCCGAGCGACACGAAACCGCCCGACCCGAAAAACCCAGGCCCCGAUGACUGUAAAGGAAGCUGCAACGAGGCCAAGACGUCUGUGUGUACUACCUGCGCGGUUGAAACAACUCAUUACUCUACUACCAGGCCGGCGGUAGUUACGGCGGUUGAUAGUGCCACUGUCUGCUCCUGGGCAACAACCAGUGCCUGUGCCGGAGGAUGUGACAAUGGAGCGGGGGGUCCAAAAUAAACUUAGCGCUGUUUUUCCUCGAACUCAGCCACAGCUCGUUGACUCAGUGGCCU
Messenger RNA from Aspergillus homomorphus CBS 101889, 434 nucleotides. RefSeq lists its product as uncharacterized. Lineage: Eukaryota; Fungi; Ascomycota; Eurotiomycetes; Eurotiales; Aspergillaceae. The transcript is spliced from 2 exons. The record is from RefSeq and is a predicted model, not a curated record. The coding region runs from base 76 to 381 and encodes 101 amino acids.